Molecule: messenger RNA, 1266 nt
Organism: Trematosphaeria pertusa
Lineage: Eukaryota; Fungi; Ascomycota; Dothideomycetes; Pleosporales; Trematosphaeriaceae
Product: transport protein particle component
Exons: 2
Coding region: 241-1008 (255 amino acids)
Biological process (GO): regulation of GTPase activity; endoplasmic reticulum to Golgi vesicle-mediated transport
Cellular component (GO): cis-Golgi network; trans-Golgi network; TRAPP complex
Source: RefSeq, a predicted model, not a curated record
ACCAAAUCGUGCCGCUCAAUCUACAAUUCAAACCAGAAGGCGCGCCCUGCAAACUCCAGCUCACAUAGAACAAUUCAAACCGCCCUCAACGCAUCCAAGAACCCCGCAAUGCUAUCAUAGUCCCGCGUCCUCCUCGUGCGCCUCCAAUCCCGCGCCUUACCACCACCGCGUAGAAGCUCCACGAACCUCUCCCCACCCGGUCCACCUAUUCCUUCGACUCCAGUCCUUACAACCGCCAACAUGGCGCACACAUCCACCCCCACCGACCCGUCGCAACCGUACACCGAUCCAACCGCCACACUAGUCUCAGCUUCCUGUGUUGACCUUUUGCUCAUCGAGCUCGUUCCCAUGGCAUACCGCAUAACCAGCGACCUCGCCGCACGCGAAGAAGCAUUUCUCCACGGCCCAUCCUCCUCAUCCACAAAGCACCACUCGUCAACAACAACAGACAACGAUGCGGGCAGCACAAUAGGCGUGAGUGGGGCCGGCGGCGGAGGGGCAGGCACAGUCGACGAGGAAGAAGCACGGGAAGCCGUGUUCCACAGACUGGAAGCGCUGGGCUAUAGAGUAGGGCUUGGAGUUGUAGAACGUUUCUCCCGCGACAAACCGCGCCCGACAACCCCCCUCGACACGAUAAAGUUCCUCUGCAAAGACCUCUGGACGCUGCUCUUCCGCAAGCAGAUCGACAACCUGAAGACCAACCACCGCGGCAUCUACGUCCUCACCGACAACACGUUCAAGCCGCUGUCGCGCAUGUCCUUCGAUACCAAGAAGUUCGACGCCGCCACACACGCGUUGGUGGAGAAGGCGACGGGCGAUCCGGCAUGGGGCGUUGCGGGGAGGGAUAAUGCGAAUAGUAUUGCACGCGCACAGCCGUUUUUGUAUUUCCCCGCGGGCGUGGUGAGAGGGUGCCUUGCGGCGCUGGGGGUUGUGGCUACGGUGACAGCGGAGACGAGUGGGUUGCCGGCGGCGACAUUUCAGAUACGGACUGUGGGAGCGAAGCCAUGAUAAGGGAUGAGCAAAAGGAGGUGAUGUAUAGUCAUGUUUCAGCGGCAUUGGGCGGCGUUUGGGAGUCAGGCCGCAUACCCGGCCCUAUCUUGCAAGAAUCUGGGGCCACGAUUCAUCACAAACAUGAAAACGAGCAGCAACUGCACCUAUGGCUUCUUCGCCGAGGAGCUCAAUUCCGGCUAUCUAAAGGGGCUUGGACCCAUCCAAUCCCAGCACGUAUAUAGCUUCUGCAAACCAAAGUGCAUAUCCCUCACAUAU